This is a messenger RNA of Purpureocillium takamizusanense, 1083 nucleotides long. Its product is annotated as 3'(2'),5'-bisphosphate nucleotidase. The transcript has a single exon. The record is from RefSeq and is a predicted model, not a curated record. NCBI's taxonomy places the organism in Eukaryota, Fungi, Ascomycota, Sordariomycetes, Hypocreales, Ophiocordycipitaceae. Gene Ontology annotation, molecular function: 3'(2'),5'-bisphosphate nucleotidase activity. Gene Ontology annotation, biological process: sulfate assimilation. Bases 1 to 1083 code for a protein of 360 amino acids.
AUGGACAAUCCGUACCGCCGCGAGCUUAGCAUCGCGUUUGCGGCCCUGCAGGGCGCUGCGCGACUUAGUCAAUCCAUCGUUUCGUCGGCCGACAAGGGCGCCAUCUCCAAGUCGGACCUCAGCCCCGUCACAAUCGCCGACUUCGCCGUCCAAAGCCUGCUCAUUGCCACGUGCAAGGCCGCCUUUCCCGACGACUCGUUUGUUGGCGAGGAAGACGCCUCCGAUCUCCGGGCCAAUCCAGUUUUACUGGACCGCGUGUGGGAUCUGCUGCAAGACGUCAAGAGUUUCCAGGAGGAGGCCGGGUUUGCUGUGCCCGACACGAAAGCGCAGCUUUGCGACCUUGUCGACCAGGCGGGUAGCAGCAGCCCUGCCAGCGGCAGAACGUGGGUGUUUGACCCCAUUGACGGCACAAAGACGUUUAUUCGCGGACAGCUUUACGCCAUCAAUGUCGCGUUGCUCGUUGACGGCAAGCAGGCGGUGAGCGCCGUUGCCUGUCCGAACAUGCCGAUAAAUGCCACGGCGCCCCUUAACAAUCCGGACAUUGAUCCGUCUGGGGAGGGCUGCAUCGUCUACGCAGUCAAAGGUCACGGUGCCUGGGUUCUUCCCCUCGCGGGCAACGCGGAAAUCAUCCAGCAUCGACAGCUUCCGCACGUAUCUUCAUCCACAGGGCCGGGGCAUGACCUGCGCUUUAUCACAUCGGUUGUCAUGGCAGACUCGGCUCUUGAUGGUGUGCACGAGGCAGUGGCGCAACGGCUCGGUGCCGCCUAUCCGGGAUGCGACCUCCUACCUUGGGUCCUGCGCUGGGCAGCGUUGGCUAUGGGCCUCGGCAACACGACGGUGUGGGUAUACAACCGUCGGGAUCGUUAUGGCAAAGUGUGGGACCACGCCGGUGCUAUGUUGUUGUUUGAGGAGACGGGCGGCAAGAUCACGGACGUGCACGGCAAACACAUUGACCUGGUGACCGGCAGGAAGCUGAGUGCCAACUUUGGCUUCGUGGCGGCCUCCGAGAGCUUGCACACGAGGGUGCUGGCGGCGGUGCAGGAAGUUUUGCGAGAGGCUGGUCGUGAGGAUCUGCUGAGGUGA